This is a messenger RNA of Olea europaea var. sylvestris, 463 nucleotides long. Its product is annotated as V-type proton ATPase subunit B 1-like. The transcript has 4 exons. The record is from RefSeq and is a predicted model, not a curated record. Bases 41 to 370 code for a protein of 109 amino acids. Gene Ontology annotation, biological process: ATP metabolic process; proton transmembrane transport. NCBI's taxonomy places the organism in Eukaryota, Viridiplantae, Streptophyta, Magnoliopsida, Lamiales, Oleaceae.
AAUCCAGUCUCAGAUUAGAUGUAGAUUCUUUAGGUGAAAUAUGGGCUUGGCGGAAAACAAUGUCGACAUGGAGGAGGGAACUCUGGAGAUUGCAAUGGAUUACAGAACUGUUUCUGGAGUUGCUGGACCCCUGGUUUUCCUUGAUAAAAUCAAGGGACCCAAGUAUCAAGUAAUUGUAAAUAUCCACUUAGGAGAUGGAACAACUCGACGUGGACAAGUCCUGGAAGUUGAUGGGGAGAAAGCAGCUGUUCAGGUUUUUGAAGGAAUAUCUGGAAUUGAUAACAAGUAUACAACCGUCCAGUUUACUGGGGAGGCACAGUAUUGCUCCUCCCUUUCUUUUUUGUAUAGAAUACUUCUGUUGAUUUCAUAGGUGUAACUUUUUAAUUAAUGUUUCCCCUAAAUACUCCACAUCUCCCUCGAAAAGAUAAAUACAUAAAUAAAUAAAAAAGAAGAAAUAACUCCC